Messenger RNA from Lottia gigantea (owl limpet), 846 nucleotides. RefSeq lists its product as hypothetical. The transcript is spliced from 8 exons. The annotation marks the transcript as partial. Gene Ontology annotation, cellular component: nucleus; nucleolus. Gene Ontology annotation, biological process: regulation of transcription by RNA polymerase II. The record is from RefSeq and is a predicted model, not a curated record. Lineage: Eukaryota; Metazoa; Mollusca; Gastropoda; Lottiidae.
GUUUGGGAUGGAUUAUUAGAGAGUAGAAUUAAGUUACAGAAAACAGUCUCUAGUAUAAAUCAACUACCACAACCCUCUAUCUGGUCCUUAUUUACUGAGUUAGCCCAGUAUGAAUUAAGAACGUUAUUAGAUAAACUAGUCCAACUACAAACUAUACUAUUAUUACAAAACCCAGCUACUAACAAAAUAGUGACGAAACAAGACCAAGAAAUUAUUGUACCACCUUCUACAAAAGGGAAAGCAGUAACAAGUGUUUCUCCUGAAGAUGAUGAAGAAAUUACCAGUGAUGAAGAAGAUGGUGGUGAGAAUAAAACUACACCACAAACUAUCAAUAAAUGGAAUUCAAAGACACAGUUAGUUUCAGGCAAAAUUAAAAGUAAAGGUUUUAGUGCUUUUAAUCAGUCAGCUUUGAAACAGAUAGAUCAGAUAUUAAGUGAUAAAGACAGAUUAAUUAAAAGAACUCAGUUAAAGAGAAAUGAUUAUAGAGUAAUGGGUACAACACAAGAAGAAAAACCAGAAGAAGAACUCCCUAAUGAUGAGGUCAGAAUCAAACAAACUGUAAAUGAUUAUGAUGUAGAAAUAUUUGAUGAUAGUGAUUUUUAUCAUCACAUGUUACGAGAAUUUAUUGAUAGAAAAUCUUCAGAAAUAGAUGAUCCCUUAGCUCUUGGCAGACAAUGGUUAGAAGUACAGAAAAGUAGAACUAAAGUUAAAAGAAAUGUGGACACUAAAGCUAGUAAAGGUAGAAAAUUAAGAUAUAAUGUACAUCCUAAGUUAGUUAAUUUUAUGGCACCUGUAGAUUUUACAGACUGGAAUGAUGAUGCUAGGUAUGUAUUUUUAUUGUUAUAG